AUGAUGGAAGGUGAACUAUCAGCUCCUCUGCAAAAAGCAGAUAAAGAUGAAGAAUAUCAACGAGAAAUUCUCGGAACACGCAUUGAAACUGACGCUAUACAUGUUGGCCAAGAACCUGAACGAUGGCCAGGUCAAGCUGUUGUUCCACCCAUAUCAAUGGCAACAACAUUUAAACAAUUAGAACCAGGCAAACCUGCUCUUUAUGAAUAUAGUCGAUGUGGAAAUCCUACACGACAAUGCUUAGAAGAAUGUUUAGCUUCUCUUGAGAAAGCAAAAUAUGCAUUAACAUUUUCAUCAGGUCUUGGUGCAACAACAACCUUUAUGUUUUUACUUAAAUCAGGCGAUCAUAUUGUAUCCAUUGAUGAUGUUUAUGGUGGAACAGGAAGAUUAUUUAGACGUUGCAUGGCUCCUAUGGGUAUUGAAAGUUCAUUUGUUGAUAUGUCAACAGAUCCUUCAUCCAUUGUUAAACAUCUUAAACCAACAACACGUCUUGUUUGGAUUGAAUCACCAACUAAUCCAUUAUUAAAAUUAGCCGAUAUUAAACUUAUAUCGACUCUUGUUCAUGAAUUUGAUCCAACAAUAAUGGUAGUCGUUGAUAAUACAUUUGCAUCAUCAUUUUUUCAACGGCCCCUAGAACUUGGUGCUGAUUUCGUUUUGCAUUCAUUGACUAAAUAUAUGAAUGGUCAUUCAGAUGUUGUUAUGGGUUGUUUAAUGAUGAAUAAUGAAGAAUACUAUAAACAACUUAGUUUUCUUCAAUAUGCUAUUGGUGCUGUACCAUCUCCAUUCGAUUGCUAUCUUGUUAAUCGUGGUCUUAAAACAUUAGCUGUACGAAUGAAACAACAUAUGGCAUCUGCUUUGACUAUUGCUCAAUAUUUUGAAAAAAGUAAAUAUAUUGAACGUGUUAUUUAUCCAGGGUUAGAGUCUCAUCCACAAUAUGCCUUAUAUAAAGAACAAAUGUCUGGCUUCAGUGGCAUGAUAUCGAUGUAUCUUAAAGGUGAUGAAGUUGAAAAAAGUCGACGAUUUUUAAAACAUCUUAAAUUAUUUACAACAGCUGAAUCGCUUGGAGGUUAUGAAUCAUUGGUUGAACUGCCUGCUGUAAUGACACACGCCAGUGUACCAGAAGAACAUCGCCGUCAAUUAGGUAUAACUGAUGGUCUUAUUCGAAUGUCAGUUGGGCUUGAAAAUGUACAAGAUUUACUUGAAGAUAUUGAAGAUGCACUUCAAUAUGCAUUUUCUGAAACAGAUGGCAAAUGA
Rotaria socialis is the source of this 1254-nucleotide messenger RNA. Lineage: Eukaryota; Metazoa; Rotifera; Eurotatoria; Philodinida; Philodinidae. The record is from the annotation of a GenBank genome assembly.